UUUUUCUUUGUGUGUCAAAAUUUCAUUUUCUAGAUCAUUCGAGAGCAUUCUUCUCUUGCGCGACGGACUGAGACCUAUCUAGAAUAAUCUACAAGUUUGUGUGUGGCGGACUUAUAAACAUCUAUACGGAAUGAGUCGAUCUGCGAAACUCUUUCUGGCGCCAUGGUGUCUGUGGGUCGUGCUGGUGUCGGUGGUCAGUUCUGAAUCCACCAGAACCAUCUGUCAUGUAGAUAUUUGUAGCAGUGACGAGUUCUGUGACGAUGGAGAACGGCACUGUCGACCGUGUGACAACAUCCGGGGUGACUGCUUGAAGGACUCACUUCCGGUUGACUGCCGAUCAUGGUGUAUAGGCUUUUUGGCUAGUGAAAAAGUUGACCAAGUUUUGCAGAGCAAAAGAGUCGAAGAUUGUCCAGACCCCGGACCGCUUAUAAACGGAAAUUAUACGCAUGUUCCUAAUUUUCGUCACGAAACUACCGUUACGUUUACGUGCGAUGAGGGACACCGGCUUUUCGGCGCCAACACUUCAACAUGCGUGGACUUCAAGACAUGGUCCGCCCCUUUGCCCGUGUGUGAAGUUACAGAUUGUCCAGACCUCGGUCCGCUUUACCAUGGGACCUACACACAUGCUUCUAAGUAUCGUCACGGAACUACCGUUACGUUUACGUGUGAUGUGGGAUACCGGCGUAUCGGCCCCAGCACGUCAACGUGCGGUGACUUCAAGACAUGGUCCAACUCUUUGCCCGUUUGUGAAGCUACAGAUUGUCCAGACCUCGGCCCGCUUGAACAUGGAAACUACACAUAUGCAUCUAAUUAUCUUCACGGAACCACCGUUACGUUUACGUGUGAUGAGGGAUACCGGCUUUUCGGCGCGAACACGUCAACAUGCGGGGACUUCAAGUCAUGGUCCGCCCCUUUGCCCGUGUGUGAAGCUACAGAUUGUCCAGACCUCGGCCCGCUUGAACAUGGAAAUUAUACACAUGCUUCUAAGUAUCGUCACGGAACUACCGUUACGUAUACGUGUGAUGUGGGAUACCGGCGUAUCGGCCUCAGCACGUCAACGUGCGGUGACUUCAAGACAUGGUCCGCCCCUUUGCCCGUGUGUGAAGCUACAGAUUGUCCAGACCUCGGCCCACUUGAACAUGGAAACUACACAUAUGCUUCUAAUUAUCGUCACGGAACUACCGUUACGUUUACGUGUGAUGUGGGAUACCGGCUUUUCGGCGCGAACACGUCAACAUGCGGGGACUUCAAGUCAUGGUCCGCCCCUUUGCCCGUGUGUGAAGCUACAGAUUGUCCAGACCUCGGCCCGCUUGAACAUGGAAAUUAUACACAUGCUUCCAGUUAUCCUCACGGAACUACCGUUACGUAUACGUGUGAUGUGGGAUACCGGCGUAUCGGCCCCAGCACGUCAACGUGCGGUGACUUCAAAACAUGGUUAUCUCCUAUGCCAGAGUGUGAAGAGUCAGAUGUGAACCUAGUCAUCCCCUGGGAGAUUGCCACCUUAGUACUGGCGGUUGUUGUUGUAAUUCAGCAGGCCUUCAUCUGGUACGGGAGGCUCCGUCCGCGCAGGCGACAGAAGGAUGAGGAUGACGAAGAAAGUGGCCCCGGAGGUUCCGCAAACUCUCAACAAACAAAGAUGUAUAUCGGACGUGAAACUCCCAACUUGGAUUCGAGUAGAGAGUCUGGCAUUGACACCGCAAACGACAAUGAUAGCGGGGACGUUAGCGGAGACGAUACUGCCGUGAAGCGUGUAAGCGGAACCGGAACGGUCCCGAGUAAGGAGCGUAAUUAUUCAAAAGAAAGGGCUUCUAGCAGCCACAACUACGGAGUUGAAGGGAAUGACGUCACUGCAGAGCGUGGCGCGGGUACCGGCAAUGGUUCUGAAAGCGCAGAAAACGAUGGACGCCAGCAUAACGAUGGAGGCCAGCAUAACGAUGGACGCCAGCAUAACGAUGGACAUUAUCAAGGCCCUCAAGACAACACAAGAAGAUCGGCAGGAGAAGGCCAAAGUGUCGUGAUUAAUCAUAUUUCAACUACAGUUAACUAUAAAUCAGGCAAUGGGAAUGCUUCUACUGUAGCAUAUAAAUCUAACAACCAGAGUAACAACGUAGAAAACAGCAACAACACCAAUAAUGAUAACGACAACAGUCAUUUUGUUGAUGCAUCUCGAUCAAACAGCAAACCGGAACCAGCUCCACAAGACGCAUGCAGCGGCACCGAACGGAAGUCCGGAGAAACCGGAAGUGUUGAUCUCACGCGCGCCGCUAAAACACAACUACCAGAAGAAGAAAACAAGUUCGGAAUUCCAGACUCGGAUCUGACGACGGAGUGUCGUCAACCGGAAGAGGAAGGUGGAGGGUAUGAGUUGAUCACAAAUUUAGAAGAGUCUUAUGACCUGAACCGCUCUUCCAGUCUGCUGAAUGUUCGGUUGAGCGACGCGAGUGGGGACCAUUCCGACCACGAGGGGCGCCCAUUGCUUUCACCAUCAUCUAUCAACGAUGGCUAAUAUGGGUGAACGCAUUUUGAUUGUUAACAAGAUUUUCAACGAAAAUCGGGUUAUAAGAAUGAGGAUGCCGUUGGGCAUCCGGAUCUCCUCGGCCAUCGAAAACAACCUCGGAGGUAUAUGGACGGUUUCAAUGUGAGAAAUCGGUACACUUUAAGUCUGCUGCAAGUAGAUAGCGUAGUAGUUAUGUCUAACCCAUUCAUUGUUUUUGCCCUGUCCGUCAGUCAGUCAGUCCGUCAGUUCGUCAGUCCGUCAGUCUGUACGCCACACUUCGUUUCCGCUCAAUAACUAAAGAACACUUGCACCAAGGAACUUUAUACCUGGUAUGCCAGUUGAUCAUGACUAGUAAAUCACCCCUAUUGAUUUUCAUGUCAGUAGGUCAAAGGUCAAGGUGACCUUGAGGUAAAAUAACGGUUUCCGCUGAUUUACUAAACAACACUUUGGCCCAGUAACGUCAUACUUGGUUGGCUAGUUGGUCUUGAUUAUUUAAUGACCCUAUUGAUUUUGAGGUCAGUAGGUCACCAGUCUGUACGUCACACUUCUUUCCUCUCAAUAACUAAUGAAAGCUUGAACCCAGACACUUCAUAGUUGGACCCAGGAACUUCAUACUUUGUAUGCGGUUUGGUCAUAACCAGUAGUUGACCCCUAUGUUUGUUCGUCUCCAGUCCAAAAAAUACGAAUUUUAUGUCCAUCAUUGAGUAUUUCUCACCUACGACCACACAAUGGGGGAGACCAGCGCUUUUUCAAAAAAGCAAUCUCUAGUUUUAUUUAGCAGUUAAAUUUAAUGACUUAACUCUUGGGAAUCUUGAUUAUGUUUGCAAUAAUACACUUAUUGGCAAUUAAUUUAAACUAAAAUCAACAAAUACAAGCUAAAAACUACAUUUAAUUAAUGAUAUAAUUCAAAAUUUUACGAACUAAUUCAACUGAUGUGCCGGCAUACAUCUGAGGUUGAUUUCAAUAAAAAUGGCCGAGGAGUUCCGAAAGUGUCGUUUGGGUUUGUCAAUCCGGUCGUCUGCUCAACACUUUAGUUCGGAUAAAAAAUGUUUUUAGUAUAAGUAACCUCGAACUUGAUCCCACAAUCAAAAAUGCAAUCCUAAGGUAAGUCUCUUAAGAACCUGGCAUGUCGCGUGUUACUGUGAAGACUUUCCUUGGGAUUGCGUUUAGAAUAUGUUGGGUCAUGGUCAAGGUCACUGCUGAUAAAAAUAAAAAAACGGUUUCAAUUCAAUAACUUUAGUUAGGAGUGACGUAUAGGGAUGAAAGUUGGUAUGUAGCAAGCUCACGUGAUGACAUACAUUGAAAUUGUAUUUUGGGUAUGUGGGGUGAAGGUCAGGAUUUUGGUUACUAAACAUAGGAAAACUGAUUCUUUCAGAUAAUUUUAGUGAUGUGUAAAACAUAGUGAUGAAACUUAGCAUGUAGCGGGUCAAGUUGGAGAUGUGCAGAGGUAAUGCAUGUGGGGUCAUGGUCAAGGUCACUAUUAAUUAAAAGGAACGGUUUCCGCUCAGUCGCGUUAGUGAAGAGUUACCUGUAAUCAUGAAAUAUGGCAUGAAGAAAGCACAUGUGGAAACAUACAGUGGGAUUGCGUUUGGUCAAGGGCAGGUUUCUGUUGAAUGCCCUUUAGUCAGGAACGGCAAAUGGUGAAAUAUUUGGUGUGUACCAGGCUCAUUUAGAUGUUAACUGGUUAUUGGUUGAAUUGAGGUCAAUAUUUCUAAUGCCGAAAAUGGAAGAUAAGUUAUAUGACGGUAAUAUAUAGCCACUGGCGUAGCUCAAUGUGCCUGCACAUGAUUUUUCAAAAAGGCGUUUUGGGCAUUUAUGCCUCAGAAACAAGAUAUGUAAUCCCGUCUUUCUUUUUAGCGUUCUUUCGAUUGUUUUUGAAUUUGUUGUUUUUCUAUUCCAAGAUACAUUUAUAGAGAACAAAAUGCUUCUCAACGCACCCUGUAUUAAAAAAGCCAGGCCUGCGCAUGAAUAGUGGUCUUGGUACGCCUCUGAUAGCAAUUUAAGUAUUUUAUUUAAUAUAUUAGUCUUGUUUUUGAGAACACAAACUGUCUAUUUAAAGAAUGUAUGAUAGUUUUAUAUUAAAACCUGGUUUCGUCGCAUUGUGGCGUUUCUAGCUUUAUACUGUAUUUACCAUUGCAUCUGAAUUUCCAAAGUAAGUCUAAUUUUGUUUAACAUGCAAUACUGUGUUUGUUUCCUUUUUAAAGAAACCAAUUUGUAUUGUUGAUGGAUUUUCGAACUAAACAAAAUCAAGUGUAUGAAUAUAGAUUGGGUUUUGUGUAUUUGUAUUUUUUCCAUAUUACUAAUACUGUUACACCUAUCACUUGUUAAUGUUAUCAUAUUAGUCCCCGAUUUUACCUAUCAUUUUAAAGUCAUUAAUUGCCAUUAAUUGCUGAUAUAGAUUGGGGUUCAUAAUAUAUCUUUUACUAUAUACAUUUUUUUUUCAAAGCCCUUUGUGAUCAAAUGUAUAUAUAUAUAUCAUGUCAUAUUGUAUAUACUCAAGUUAAAAUUUCGUUUGAAAUAUUACAAUCACUCAAGUUAAAAUAUCGUUUGAAAUAUUACACACAUUUUUUUAUAUUAAUGUGUAUUUUUUCUUGUUGUGGAUGUUUGUACAGAUAAAAUUUUUUGUGGUUGUUUGUUUAGGUUAUUGUUUGUGGUUGCUUGUAUAGAUUAAUUAAUAUCGAGUUCUAGAAAACGUUUGAAAAACAGGAGAACCAUUUUUCUCCCACCUCAGAUAAGUAGAUCCAAUAAUUUAACCAUGCUAGAUAUUCUUAUCUUGCCCACGGGCGAAGAAAAAAUGCCCGUAUGGAACUUCUUUUUAAUGGGCACCACAUUGUACUUACCUCCCUUGUUGAAGACUGUCGUCUGUAGCAUCAUGGAAACCUUGUCUUGUGGUAAUAUUUAGAACGCUAAUUAAUUAUUUCUCGCUUCAAAUGUCACCAUAAAACAGUUUUCACGCACCAUUCAAGAAAUAAUGCUUCAUUCUCCUUAGAACUAUUUAAAAAGACCGAUUUUACUAUUAACAUAAUCGUAAUCAAUGCGCGCAUAUCCAUAACAACCACGAAUAUUCAUACGCAUUAUUUUCACUACGCACAAAAGAGUUCCAGCAAAAAAUACAUUUUUACUAAAUUUUGUUUGUCCGACUGUGGUGGGAGAAAAGCAUCUACCAUAGCCACUCGUGUAAGAUAGGUUCAUCCCGACCCUCGCGCAGGGUGUUUUGCGGAAACGAGGUUUACCCUACGCUCGGGUCGGAAUAAACCUAUGUUACACUCUCGGCCAUGGAAGAUACUUAUAAUCUAAUAAUCGUUAAGUCAUGUUUAUGUCUAAAUAUAUAUUUAUUAAAAAUAUGCAACAUUUUUUAAUUUCAAAUUAUUCUUUUGCAACAUUUUCUGGUUUAUGGUUUUGGUGAAGGGGAAGUAAUUACACUUGAUUUAAAAAAGUAGUUUUAGAAGUUGAUAUAUUCACUCCUUAGUUUGCAGUGAAGAUAUCAAAUUGAUAUUGUCACUGUUGUUAUUUCACUGAUCAAACUCCAUAUUUCAUCGAAAAGCAUGAAUAAACAUUUUUAUACCAUGAUGAAUCGAUAUAAACAGUCGGAAAGCAUACCAUAAAUUAAGGAUGUGUUUGAGAUGUCUUAGCCUCAUUGAAAUAUCAACAUCAUGUAUUAACAUUUUAGUUUUUUGUCGUGUAGUUGUGCUGUGUUCUGGUUUCGGGAACAAAUUUUGUUAUUAUUUACCACUGAAUAAUUGCUCACCAUUGUUUUGUUUUACUAAUAAAAACAUAAACUAGA
Mya arenaria is the source of this 6281-nucleotide messenger RNA. Its product is annotated as P-selectin-like. The coding region runs from base 131 to 2506 and encodes 791 amino acids. Lineage: Eukaryota; Metazoa; Mollusca; Bivalvia; Myida; Myidae. The record is from RefSeq and is a predicted model, not a curated record. The transcript is spliced from 12 exons.